AUGUCGAUUGAAAACCAAUCGCUUUUAAGUCCAUCAUUAUGAUCAGCAGGCAAAAGAAACUCAUCAAUUGAGUCAGUGAGGUCUGAAUCUCGGAAUUUUCAUCAUAGACUCAUAAAUAGGUCAGUACAGCUGCUUCUGAAUAAGAGAAGUAGUUUAAUUUCAAAUGAAAUUAAAUUGAAAAAGCUUAAAGAAAAAGAAGAAAUCAUUAAUAGAAAAUUACAAAAAAGGCAAGAAAAAGAUAUUUUGGCUAAGCAUAUCGAAAACGUUUUAGGAAUAAAAUUAUCAAGGAUAUUCGUAAGAUCUUCAAAUAUUGAUGAAAUUUGAGAUAAAGGCUAUAUGAUUUUUCAAAUGAAAAGAAAGUACAGAGCUGUAAAAUAUAUUUCGAAUUGGUGGAAAAAGACUAUAAUUAAUCGAAAAAUUAGAGAAAUUAAACUGAAAAAUCAUAUGGCUGCUAGCUUUAUACAGCGAAAUUGGAAGAAAUUUAAAAAGCAGAAGCUUUUAAAAAGCAUAUUCGAUGCAAAAAAGAAGGCUGCAAUUACAAUCCAAAAAUUUUAUAGGGGAUAUACUUAAUAAUAUGGCUAAAAGCAUUGAGCAAAUAUAUGAUUUAAAUUUUUUAUUUUAAAAAUAAUCAUGAUAACAUAUCUUUAUUGAUUAUUCAAAUUUACUAAUAUAUAAAAUAAGGUCAGAAUAUAAAACUAUAAUUCUGAAAAUUCAUAUGAAAAAGAUAUUUCAGUAUUUCGAACUCCAAAAAGAUACUUUAAGAGCCAAAGCUUUUGAGUCACUACAGCAAAUAUGAAUAAAAUUCAAAGCAAAAUCUUUCUUUCUCAAAAAAUACAACCCACUACGACUUAAGCCUAAAACAAAUUCAUAUAUGGGUACUAAAGAAAUUAAUAUAUUUCAGCCAGCAGAAGGCCUUUCUCCGACUCAACCAAUAAGGAAUAAUACUAGACAUUACACGUUCCCCAAGCGGAAUUAUGUUUCUAAACCUACUUCACUGCAAAGAAAACACUCCCCAUAA
Messenger RNA from Blepharisma stoltei, 1018 nucleotides. The record is from the annotation of a GenBank genome assembly. NCBI's taxonomy places the organism in Eukaryota, Ciliophora, Heterotrichea, Heterotrichida, Blepharismidae.